CAGCACCAUACACGCAUGACGCAUGCACCUCGAUUCCCAAUUUCGCAUACCCCCGAUCUCCCGCUCGGCAAACAUGGCGAGUGCACCUCGCUCGCCAUCCCAGCUUCCUGCCGUUUCAAAUCGUGCACGCCGCUGAUUCACGGGACCACGGCUGGUGCGGAGGUGCAUCACGCAACCAUUGUGCCGCCCAGUUGCUCGCUGGCUGCGCUGUGCCGCGCCGUUCGGCCCAUCCACUCCACCGCCGCUCCCACCACACAGGAGUACAAGCCUACAAGGCAUGUGGCGAGGGGGCAGCUCUGGCCGCCGCACGUGCUAGGAGCUGGAGCGGAUCAUCCUAGAGCGGCACCGCUCCAGAAGCCUCAGCCGAGAGGACGCGCUCAACCUGUUCGAUGAAUUGCUUCCUCAGGCCAGACAGGCCUCGGUGCACGCCUUCACUACUGUCCUAUAGGCCAGAGCGCCGCGUUCGCGGUGUCCCUUUUCAAUACCAUGGCCCGGUCCCGCGUCAAUAUGAUGGCCACCAACGCUUGCGCCUUUGAUAUCCGCAUCCGCUGCUUUUGCAAUGUUGGGCGUUUGGACCUCGCUGAUAUCCUCAUCCGCUGCUUCUGCAAUGUUGGGCGUUUGGACCUCGCCUUCGCUGCCUUUGGCCUGUUCCUCAGGACAGGAUGGAGGGUGCAGAACGUGGUCCUCAACCAGCUAAUCAAGGGUCUCUGUGAUGGCAAGAGGACUGGUGACGCGAUGGAUAUGGUGUUCCGACGGAUGCCGGAGCUUGGCUAUACGCCUGAUGUUUUCUCUUACAAUGCUCUUAUCAAGGGGCUCUGCGCCGAGAAGAAGAGUCAAGAGGCUCUUGAGCUGCUGCUUCACAUGACGGCCAAUGGCGGAUACAACUGUUCUCCCGACGUGGUGUCAUAUAACAUAGUCAUUGAUGGCCUCUUUAAAGAAGGUGAGGUCGACAAAGCUUACUUCCUGUUUCAUGAAAUGCCGGGCCAGGGGUUUCCACCUGAUCUUGUGACAUACAGCUCAGUCAUUGAUGGCCUGUGCAAGGCUCAAGCAAUGGACAAGGCUGAAGCAUCCCUACAACAGAUGCUUUAUAAAGGUGUUAUGCCAAAUACUAGGCCAUAUAACAGCUUGAUCCAUGGAUAUUGCUCUUUAGGACAGUUGGUAGAGGCAGUGAGACUACUCAAAAAGAUGUCUGGAGGUGGUCUUCAACUGAAUGUUGUCACUUACAAUAUGCUGAUUGACUAUUACUGCAAGAUUGGAAGAUGCGCAGAAGCUAGGAGUAUCUUUGAUUCAAUGGUUCGGAGGGGUCAAAAACCCAAUGCUACCACCUACUGCAGCUUGCUUCAUGGGUACGCCACCAAAGGAGCUCUUGUUGAUAUGCAUGAUCUUCUUGAUUUGAUGAUUCGAGACGAGAUGCGACAGAAUGGUUUGAGGCCAAAUUUAGUCAGCUAAAGCACGGUAAUUGACAUUCUUUGCAAGACAGGCAGGGUGGAGGAUGAUGUGUACCAUUUCAAUCAGAUGCAUGGUCAGUGAAGGGUUGUCUCCUGACAUCGUAUGUUUUACCUCACUAAUACAUGGUCUCUGUACCAUUGGUGAAUGGAAGAAGGUUGGGGACUGACUUUUGAAAUGAUCAAUAGGGGCAUCCAUCCAAUGCUGAUUGCAUAUUCUUGAACACAAUAACGGACAACCAAUGCAAGGAAGUGUUGUGGAAGCACAGGAUUUCUUUGAUCUGGCUAUACGCCCUGGUGUGAAACCAGAUGUUAUUUCAUAUAAUAUACUGAUAAAUGGAUAUUGCUUCCAUGUGAAGGUGGAUGAGUCCAUUAAGCAACUUGAUCAUAUGGUCUCCAUUGGCUUGAUGGCUACUUUAAGAAUGGAAGGGUUGAAGAUGCAUUAGCUCUUUACAAAUCAAGUGGAGAGCUAUCUCACCUUGAAGGACUCUUAAGAUAGCUGGCCAGCCUUGAUGGAAAUUCUUAAAUUCAAAUCGCCAUCAUAUCUUGUACUUGUUUUUUUUUUGUGUGUGUGUGUGUCUUCACAAAAAUCCUUAGACACUUUGGGCUGAAGGCUGGUAGAAAAGGUAGUGUAAUCUUGGAACGAUUUUGUAGAGAUUGGGCCCGAUUAUCAGUGGCGCUGAAGAAUCUUCGCUCCAGCAACCUUCACAGGCUUUAAAUUGUCAGGGAGGCCAUUCUUUUCUUGUGGUUGCAGUAGAAACAGUGGGUCAUGGCAUUAUCUGCAAAGG
Molecule: messenger RNA, 2233 nt
Organism: Zea mays
Lineage: Eukaryota; Viridiplantae; Streptophyta; Magnoliopsida; Poales; Poaceae
Exons: 2
Coding region: 487-1449 (320 amino acids)
Molecular function (GO): protein binding
Source: RefSeq, marked predicted